AUGCCUCCGCUCUGGGCCUGGCUUGCCCUCGGCUGCCUGCGGCUGUGCAGGGGCGUGAACCUCCAGCCCCAGCUGGCCAGCCUGGCCUUCGCCACCAACAACCCUACGCUCAGCACCGUGGCCUUGGAGAAACCCCUCUGCAUGUUCGACAGCACAGCAGCCCUCAACGGCACCUAUGAAAUUUACCUCUACGUGCUGGCCAACGCGGCCAGCCCCAGGAAUGCCUCUGUGCAGGACAGCUCCAAGACGCCGCUGAGUACCACAUUCCAGGAGACGGGGGGAGGGAGGACAGGCCCCUACAAGGCCGCGGCCUUUGACCUGACCCCCUGCAGCGACCUGCCCAGCUUGGAUGCGGUGGGGGACGUGUCCCGGGCCUCGGAGAUCCUGCACGCGUACCUGGUCAGAGUGGGCGCCGACGGGACCUGCCUGUCCGACCCUGACUUCCAGGGCCUCUGCAAUGCGCCGCUGUCGGCAGCCACGGAGUACAGAUUCAAGUACGCCCUCAUCAGUGCGUCCACGGGCCUGGUGCAGGACGAGACGCUGUGGUCGGACCCCAUCCGGACCAACCGGCCGUCCCCGUACUUGGCGAUCGACACGUGGCCCGGCCGGCGGAGUGGCGGCAUGAUCGUCAUCACGUCCAUCCUGGGCUCCCUGCCCUUCUUCCUGCUCCUGGGCUUUGCCGGCGCCAUCGUCCUGAGCCUCCUCGACAUGGGCGGUUCUGAGGGGGAAGCCACGCAUGACUCCCAGAUCACACAGGAGGCCGUCCCCAAGUCCCUGGGGACCGCGGAACCUUCGUACGCGGCGGUGAAUCGGGGGCUGCCCCUGGACAGGGCCGAGGUGUACCGCGGCAAGCUGCAGGACUGA
This is a messenger RNA of Pteronotus mesoamericanus, 864 nucleotides long. It is a transcript of the gene UPK3A, whose product is annotated as uroplakin 3A. Bases 1 to 864 code for a protein of 287 amino acids. Lineage: Eukaryota; Metazoa; Chordata; Mammalia; Chiroptera; Mormoopidae. The record is from RefSeq and is a predicted model, not a curated record. Gene Ontology annotation, cellular component: plasma membrane. The transcript is spliced from 6 exons. Gene Ontology annotation, biological process: urea transport; water transport.